Messenger RNA from Prunus armeniaca (apricot), 1686 nucleotides. The record is from the annotation of a GenBank genome assembly. Lineage: Eukaryota; Viridiplantae; Streptophyta; Magnoliopsida; Rosales; Rosaceae.
AUGGGAAAGACUCAGAUAGAAGAGAUCAGGGCAAAGCCUUUUAUUUUCCUUCCAGCAGGUAUGGAAGACCAUGCUGUUUGUGAUAAUACUGUUGGCAGUCCUGAGGUUGAGAUAAACUACCUAAAUCAACGGGUGCAAUCUAAUGAAUCUGGCAUGCAAGAGUUAGAGAGUUACUUGAAAGUUUUAACAAAGCUGGACUUGGACUUGGCAUAUUCUUCUGAGAAGUUGGCAAAUCUCCAUGUACCUCUUAUAUACCUGUUGGCUCAGCAGAAUGAUCUCGAGGCAAUGGCCACCGUCAAUAACUAUAUUCUCGCGGACUUUAUUGAGAAAGUAUUGGUAUUCAAUUUCCUUUCUAGCAUUCUAGAUUCUGAGGUAAGAGAGCUAGACAAUUUCAUGGAUGCUCUCCAAGCAGGAAUUAUUGAUGCCCGUAAAAAAAUAUCUUCGUGCAGACACUUGGGAAAACUGUAUUCUAUAAUGGAAGGAAAGUUAAAUGAUUCUGAAGAAUCACUAAAGCAAUCUCAAGAUCAGAUUUCAGAGCUUAAGAUGCAGUCAGAAAGGUUUCAGAGAACCGUUCUAGCUUUUGCCCAUGAGAAUUGGAAAACUGACAUUGCCAUGGAUUUAUCAGAAAAUGCUCAACAGGCGAAUAAAAAUGCAAAGUCAAAUUUAAAGAUGCCUAGACAACAAAGACAUAAUCUGUGGAUGCUGGAGAAAUCACUUUCAAGAGAGCUAUAUCUUGAGAAGAAAUUAACUGAAUCAAGACAAAAUGAAGAAGAACUUAAAUUAAAGCUACAUCAUACAGAACAGGUAGCAUUUCACAUGGAAGAAGCAGCAGAAGUUGUUUGGGGAAGAUUUUUAGAGGCAGAGAAUGCUGCUGAGGUGCUCCAGGGGAUUUCAAAGGAAUUAUUAGGUCGACUGCAGCUUAUUCAUUUUAAUCUAAAUGGUUCAAUUCAACGAGAAAGCGAGCUAAAAUUCAAACUUCAAGCUAGUUUAGAAGAGCUGAAAGCAAAAGAUACUGCUUUGCAGAAGCUCAAGAAUGUUCAUGAAGAGAACAUUAAGAAAGAUGUUGAACUGUCUGCUUUGAGAGAAAAGGUGGUGUUCCUUGAGAAACAGCUGAAAGAAUCAGAGCUCCAGCUGAAGAGUGCAAAUUCCACCAAUGAAUCAAGUCAAGAGAAACUUGGGGAAAUGGAAAGGUUAGUUGAGUCUUUGAAAGAAAACAUCUUUACAACAGAAGUUAAGGCUGAGAGCGCAGAACUUAAGGUUGCGGAAUUAACAGGAACGAAUGUGGAACUCACUGAAGAGAUGAGUUUUCUAAAAGGAAGUGCUAGUAACACAGAAAAAAGAAGAACUCAUAACAGAAUCAAGUUCAUGAUGGAUAUGGCAAUGCAACUAGCCAUAGAACGGGAGCGCAUCCAAAAGCAGGUGCAUGUCUUAAUGAUGGAUAAAAAACUGCUGGUGGAGAAGCUAUGGAACACCAAAAAGGAUGCAACUGAGUGCAACAAUGAAGACAACAUCCACGGAAGCUAUGACAGAGUGGAUGAACCAUCAGAAGAGGCACCCGAGUGUGAUACUGAUGCAGGGGCUUCCAGUUCUGCUAGCAGCAUGGUUUCAGAACCUGAGACUUCCCGAGAGUGUCAGCUAUGUAUUUGCUUAACCAGGAAGGAACCUUUCCUCUUUGACGAAUUGUGA